Messenger RNA from Triticum dicoccoides, 1949 nucleotides. RefSeq lists its product as uncharacterized. The transcript is spliced from 7 exons. Lineage: Eukaryota; Viridiplantae; Streptophyta; Magnoliopsida; Poales; Poaceae. The record is from RefSeq and is a predicted model, not a curated record. Gene Ontology annotation, biological process: lipid metabolic process. Bases 69 to 1655 code for a protein of 528 amino acids.
UCUCGUCCCUUGUCCUUUCUUCUUCCUCCCGCCCGCCCUCCGCCCCCAAACCCCAUCCAGGUCCAGCCAUGGCGGCCAAGCACCUGCUGUCCCGCGCCCGCCUCCUCCUGACCCGCCACCGCAGCCGCCCCACCAUCCUCCCGCCCGCGCUCACCCGCCUCCUCUUCGGCGGGACCACCACCCCCUCCGGGCCGGAGGAGGACGACAAGGCCAGGGCCCGGGCGGCGGCCGUGGCCCUGGACGCCAAGAGGUCCAAGCGGGAGGGUUCGGACGACGACGACGAGGGCGCCGGGCUGCCCUGGACGUCCUGGCGGCCCGACGUGGCCUGGGUGACCAAGGCACUCGAGCCGGCGCUGCAGCUCUACAAGCACUACAACUGGAAGCCAUUCGCCUCUGACAACAUCCCCGCAAGCACCCGCACUUUUAGCGAGAUCAUAAGUGACCUCCAGCACAGCAAGGUAAGCAUACAGGACUGGAGCCUCAGUGACCUUACUGUCGGCCUCUACCUCAUUUACCUUACCCAAGCUUCCGCAAAGAAUGCUCAAGCCUUCAAGGGCGUUCAGAUUUCCUCCAAUAAGAAGGUUCAAGAACUAAUUUAUCACCUUGAACUCGCAAAGGGUUGCUAUAAGGGCAGUGCCACUGGGCUUGCAAAGCAUAGCAUGCUCCGGCCGAGGAAUGUUUUAAAGUUUGUCAAGGAUUCUAGUAUUUUCAGACCUGGAUAUUACAUCGGCAUCGAUCCGCGUGCUAAACUGGUCAUCCUUGGGAUUCGUGGGACCCAUACGGUUUAUGACCUUGUCACCGAUUUGGUUGCAUUAAGCGAUAAGAAGGUGUCACCUAAAGGUUUCUCAACACACUUUGGAACAUACGAGGCCGCUCGAUGGUACCUACGCCAUGAGUUGAGCAUCAUCAAAAAAUGUUUGGAAAAACACAAGGACUACAAGUUGCGGUUGGUAGGUCACUCCCUUGGAGGAGCUUCAGCUGCAUUGCUUGCUAUAAUGUUAAGGAAGAAGUCGAAGGAGGAGCUUGGAUUUAGUCCCGACAUAGUUUCAGCUGUUGGAUUUGGAGUCCCGCCCUGUGUAUCGAGAGAGAUAGCUGAGAGUUGCGCAAGCUAUGUCACCACUGUUGUACUGCAGGAUGACAUUGUUCCUAGGUUAAGUGCAGCUUCGCUGGCAAGAUUGCGAAAUGAAAUAAUUGAAACAGAUUGGGCCAAAGUUUUGGAGAAGGAAGAUUGGAAGCAUAUAGUGGAUAUUGUGACUAAUGCUAAGCUAGUUGUUUCGUCCAUCCAAGACGUGGCGAACAAACUUGCUGAUUACGCCAAAGUUGUAACAUCAGCUAGCUCAGGUGAUGCUGCAAAAGACCCGCCCCGUCUUCAGGGCCCGGCGAAAGUUUUGAAGCCGGACGGCGAAGAGGACGUGUAUGUGCCUGAGGAUCUCUUCCUCCCGGGGACGCUGUAUUACCUCCAGAGGGACGUCGAGAAUAUAAACGGCGUCGAGGAGGAGUCGUACACGCUCUGGAGAGGGGACGCCGGGGAAAAUUUCCAGCGGAUACUGUUGUCGGGCAACUUGAUGUCUGAUCACAAAUGUGAUAGCAUACAGUACGCGCUGAGAGAUGUGCUCAAGACCCUGCCUCUCCCUCUGCCUCUGCAGGAGGAUUGAUGCUACUAAGUUCCAAAGCUUAUGUAGGAAAGCGGGUUUCGCAAAAACCGAGUGUUUUGUUGUACAGUUUUAGGUUAUGUAAGGGAUUGCCAAGAAUAACAAAGUGCUAGCAAACUCUCAAGUUGCAGUCCAGAGUUUCUGGUGCUGAUCUAGGUGUAGUAUACCUCUUCUUUUUUACAAGAGGUAUAGUGUAACUCUUGUUUGAAACUUGAGAUAAAAGGGUGCUAAGGCAGAAUAAGAGUUGCAUGGAUCCAUAUCUGUUUUUCCUCUUUAGAACAAAGGUUUUUACUAUCU